AUGUUCUUCAGUCCCGACACGUCCCCGAGCUCUCUGGCCACAUCGUCACCAGUAGAGAGCUCCGCCACCCACGUCCCAAGUAGUCCCCCUAGAGAGAGCAGAAAGUCCCCUCCACUCCCAAAGCUCAACCUCGACGACUGCAAGCCCAUCUUCUCCUCCACCUCCACCAACACAUCCAACAAUGCCGCCGCCAACCCUAGUACCGCUUUUGUCUUCACGUCCUCACGAACUCUCCGUAACCUCCAUAAUUACUCUCAAACCACGGACGACGCCCAAGGACGUCAACCUUCUGCCUCAAGUCAAGUCUCGUCCCAUGUCCCUGCAUCGCCUGGUCAACAACACCCGGGCACCCCCAAGCGACCCGCGCUGUCGGCCGCGCAGCUCGCCAGCCACUCCGUGGGCGCGGUCGACGCCCGCUGCAUCGUCUCGCUCAGCAUGCGGGCCGCCGGCUUUGUCCCCCUGCCUCGUUCCCCGGCACAUCGGCCCUCUGGCAUGUCUGGACCGUCGACACCCAUGCACUCGCCCGUCCCAACCCCUGCUGAUCCACCGUACUUCCCUCCGAUCGUCUUCGUCAACCCCUCCAACGUGACCACCACGUCCUUGUGGGACUAUCAGCGCAACUUGCAAUACGGAAGCAAGGCAGCCUUCAGGAAGGCCAGGUAUACACCCCUUGCAGAACGCUGGCCCCACAUCCGCGUCCACUGGCACGCUCGAGCCUGGCAUGUCGUCUUCCUCAAGUUUGUUCUCCAACACGCCUUCGUCGAGGUCUAG
Molecule: messenger RNA, 771 nt
Organism: Phanerochaete carnosa HHB-10118-sp
Lineage: Eukaryota; Fungi; Basidiomycota; Agaricomycetes; Polyporales; Phanerochaetaceae
Exons: 2
Coding region: 1-771 (256 amino acids)
Source: RefSeq, a predicted model, not a curated record